AAUAGGUGGCGGUAUGCACAACGCUGGUUCGCCAAAUGUCUUGCAAAACAAGUAAACAGGUUCACAAUGGCAUCUCCCUUGACAAGGAUCUCUGGGAAGUUUUGUAGACACCUGUCCCGACCAUGGAGCAUAUUUCAACUGGGCUUGCGAAACCAGUCUUCGCCGUCCGCUUUUGAGCAGUCUAGUGAAAAUGAGGCUGGCUCUGGGCCCAUGUGCCCUCCACUGCAGUCCUACUCUGAAGAAGAGACUAUGAUGAAGGAAGCAGUGAAGAAGUUUGCCCAAGAACAGAUUGCACCGUUUGUGUCCGAAAUGGAUGAAAACAACAAAAUGGAUGAGAGGGUCAUCAAAGGUCUCUUUGAGCAAGGGUUGAUGGGCAUUGAAAUUGACCCCCAGUAUGGUGGUACUGGAUCCAGCUUUUUUGCAUCCAUCCUGGUGAUUGAAGAAUUAGCCAAAGUGGACCCAUCUGUUGCAGUUCUAUGUGACAUCCAGAACACACUUAUUAACAGAUUGCUAUCCAAACUGGGGAAUGAAGCGCAAAAAGAGCAUUAUCUCACUCGUCUCUCCACAGAUAUGGUGGGUAGCUUCUGUUUAUCAGAAGCAGAAUCUGGAAGUGAUGCUUUCUCCCUCAAGACUCGUGCAGAAAAGCACAAAGACUAUUACAUUAUUAAUGGCUCAAAGAUGUGGAUCAGUAAUGCAGAGCACGCUGGGGUGUUUCUGGUGAUGGCCAAUGUAGAUCCCUCUGUUGGUUAUAAGGGCAUUACUUGUUUCAUAGUGGACCGGGACACAGAGGGGCUUCACAUCGGCAAGAAGGAGAACAAGCUUGGUCUACGUGCCUCCUCCACAUGCCCACUAAACUUUGAUAAUGUCAAGGUUCCUGAGAAGAACAUACUGGGACACGUUGGCCAUGGUUAUAAGUAUGCCAUUGGAAUGCUUAAUGAAGGGAGGAUUGGCAUUGCUGCUCAGAUGCUGGGAUUGGCUCAAGGCUGCUUUGAUCAGGCUGUGCCCUACACCAGACAAAGGAUACAAUUCCAGAAGCGCAUCUUUGACUUCCAGAGCAUGCAACAUCAGAUUGCUCAUGUGGCCACCCAGCUGGAGGCUGCCAGGCUGCUGACAUAUAAUGCUGCCCGUCUGAAGGAGGCCGGGAGGCCAUUCAUCAAAGAAGCCUGUAUGGCUAAGUACUUCACAGCUGAGGUUGCAACUCUGACUACAUCCAAAAGCAUUGAAUGGAUGGGAGGGGUAGGCUUCACUAAAGACUACCCUGUGGAGAAGUUCUACAGAGACUGUAAGAUAGGUACGAUCUAUGAGGGAACAACUAACAUCCAGCUCACUACCAUAGCCAAGUUUAUUGAUCAGGAAUAUGACCAGUGAGACGACUAUGCAUAUACCUUCAAAACAAAGUUUGGGGAUUUAUUGUGUAGUUGCUACAGUGUCAGUGUUAUACUAUAAUAAUAUUCAUUACUGGGAUAGGUGAACAGGUUUUGUUUUGUUUUGUUUUUGUUUCAAUUAUGUAGCUACAAGUUUUGUAUAUCGGAUUUGCACUUUACUAAAUAAUGUACGGAGCCUUACUAUGUUUGGUGGUCUCAGUUUUGUUGCCUGAAAUAAAAAAUAAAAUAAAACUGAUAUAUUA
Molecule: messenger RNA, 1627 nt
Organism: Clupea harengus (Atlantic herring)
Lineage: Eukaryota; Metazoa; Chordata; Actinopteri; Clupeiformes; Clupeidae
Gene: acadsb
Product: acyl-CoA dehydrogenase short/branched chain
Cellular component (GO): mitochondrion
Molecular function (GO): acyl-CoA dehydrogenase activity; flavin adenine dinucleotide binding
Source: RefSeq, a predicted model, not a curated record